Molecule: messenger RNA, 597 nt
Organism: Aspergillus mulundensis
Lineage: Eukaryota; Fungi; Ascomycota; Eurotiomycetes; Eurotiales; Aspergillaceae
Exons: 3
Coding region: 1-597 (198 amino acids)
Source: RefSeq, a predicted model, not a curated record
AUGAUCUACGCUCCGAUCUUCCUCGCGCUCGUCGCCCCCAUCGUUGCUCAGUCCAGCUCCAACUGGACCCUUCCCGCCGGCUUCGAUCUGAGCCAGGUCGACUCAACCACCAGAGCCAACUGGUGUCUUGCGGAGCGCAACAACUGCCCCAAAAUCUGCGGUGGUGUUGCCAGUGUGAACCGCUGCGAUAGUGACUCUCUUGACUUCACAUGCACUUGCUCCAACGGCACCGACGCCAAUGUAGGCCUUUACGAGGGCACUAUCCCCUUCUAUGUCUGCCAGGAAGAGUACGCGCAGUGCAUCCAGCAAUCCACCACCCAGGAUGGCGAUGAUGAGUGCAAGCAAGGUCUGAAUAGCUGCGGAAGCCUCAAUGCUUCUGCUUCCACUACCACUUCGACCACUACCACUACUUCGACCACUGUGACUUCUGAGACGAGCACUGCGACUGGAGACUCUAGCAACAACAACAACACUGAGGCCACGGCCACGGACUCGAGCGACAGCCCUACCGAGACCGAUGGGGCGAUGCGCCUGAUGCAGAACUAUGGAUUGGCUGGGUUCGCGACCGUGAUGGUUGCCGCUUUUGCGCUGCUGUAA